CACCACGUCAUUGUCAUAGAAAACGGUGCGUGCUCUUACCGGCUCACUUGUGUGUGUGCCUCGCCGCGUUGAGGACCUCGAGCCGCGUCCGCUCCGCUCAGUGGCCUGCCAUUCAUCAACGCGGAUAGUAUUCCUGUGUGUGAGCGAGUGUGUGUUAGAGUGGCUCCAAUGUUGGGCCAGGAACACAGUCGCACCAUUUCUCCUGACAUGUUGAGUGACAGGACUUUAUACAGUCACUUUUUUGCCAAGGAAAUCGAACGGAUUCGAUACUCUCCAUACCCAAACCUGGACGAUAUGAAGAUAGCGGAGGGAGGCCCAGCCAGGAUGGGGAGUAGCUCACAGUAUUGCCUCCGUUGGAACAACCACCGGAACAACUUGCUGGCCGCCUUCGACCAGCUACUACACGUGGAGGCCUUCACCGACGUGACGCUGGCCUGUGAGGAGGGCGUCACGUUGCACGCCCACCGCCUCGUCCUGGCGGCAUGUUCGUCCUACUUCCAGGCGUUGUUUGUCAACGCUCGCGCCGCCAAUCACCCUAUUGUGGUGCUGAAGGACGUGCGCGCCACAGAUAUGCGUGCUCUGCUGGAGUACAUGUACCGUGGUGAGGUGAACGUAGAGCACGACGAUCUGCAGGGCCUCCUUCGUGUGGCUGAGAGCCUGAAAAUCAAGGGAUUGGUGGAGGAACUAGGUAGUGACGCUGCCGUCCGCCGCCCGCCUUCCCCACACGAGACCAUCCGCCCUGCCACAGCUCCAGUGGACGCCCGCACUCACCAAGACCUGCCGCGUCUACAGCCAGAGCCGCCCACGUCCACAGCCAUGCCCUCGGUGGCCACUCACGACAGAGCAUCUUCACCUAAGGCUCCAUCGUACUCGCUUCCUCCACCUGGCCUUCCUCCGCACCGCCCACAUCACCGCCUAGACCACAGAGACCAUCGCCUUGACCAUAGGGACCACAGAGAUCACAUGGACGUCCGCGAGCUGGAGCUGCGGGACCACCUGAGGGACCACGUACGGGACCCGCGUGAGGGACACGAACCUAGGGAGACACACACACCCAGCAGCCUCGAUAGCGACUCCCGCCAGCCUCUGUCCCUCGUAGCCCCAAUGCCCCAUUUACCUUCACAUUGCCCAGACUCUCCUCCUCAAAAACGCAAGCGGACCCAUAUGCUCUCCGAUCCCAUGCUCUCGCCGACUCCCAUCCUUCGCACUGCCCUCGGUCACACUCACGGCUUCCCUGGGACCGACAUGAGCUCCCUUGUGUCUUUGGCCUCCUCAAUGAUGCCACUGCCUGGCCUCCUCAGCUCCCACGUGCCACACCUGCUGCCCCAUGAACAUAGAGAACACCUCGAGGCGCAGUACGGCGUGGUACCCAAGAAAGAACACCAUGACGAUGAAUCGCGUCCCUUCUCGGACAUAUCGCGUGAAGACGAACAGGACCACAAGAUGAAGCUCGAGUCGCAGCUUGCCAAUGGACCGCUCCUGCCGGACUUCAACCCUUACCACCUUGAUCCGAAUGGUUCCUCGCACUUCAGCAACUUUGUGAGUUACGUGCCCACGCCCAAGCCGGAGUGGAAGAGAUACAAGCAAUACACCAAAGCCGAUCUGAUGGACGCUAUUGACGCAGUGAAGAACGGCAUGACAGCCCUUCAGGCCUCUAGGAAAUAUAAGGUUCCAUCUCGAACCCUUUAUGACAAGAUCAAGAAGAUGGGCAUCAGUACUCUGCCGCGUCGCCUACCCAACAAGAAGCCAUCUCCUUCCAGCACGGAGAUCGAGGGAAAUGCCCCAGACCCACACCCGCCUCAAGAGACCAUGGAGCCACCCCAACCAGACAGAGACCCCACUCCUCACCAGGACCUCGAGAAGAGACCAAUCAAGAGUGUAACGAGCGAUGAGGAGGACCACUCUACCACAGGUCCUCCAGUGGUUGACGAAGAGGAAUCCACAACCUCUACUCCCGCUCUCGGCUCUUUUUCGCUCGUGGGCCGCAAAAUGUUUGAAAAUGGUGGAGCAGGGGAGACAUCUGCCACACCCUUGGACCUAACAGAAUCCGAUUCGCUUAUAGCUAAAAGACCGGAGAUAGAGGAACGAGCAUAAAAUGAAGACGAUAGUGAGUCUGAGAACUGGCUCGCUGCUGUGCACUCCCUCGUCGAAGUCCAACAUGCUCCUGAGCACUGUAGGGUCGCUCAGUCCAGAUGGUGUGUUGCCCUGUUCGAAAUGCGUCAUGUUUUUGUUGACUCAUUUCCGUGGGUCAGACCACUGAUCACACUCAGGUCGUUGGGGGUGGAUUCCAGCCGGUGUUACGGAAGGCUUGGAGAGGAGUUUAGCAUGUCUUGACCUCCCGCCGAAUGAUUGAUUUCAGCUAGGGUUGUGAUCUUUUCUCUAAGCAGAUAGCUGAAGGUCGUUUCCAAAUUGUUCAUGGUUCCAACGCAUACAACAGCUCAGUUGAUUAUGCAAGAACUCAUAAGCUCAUGAAGAAGUUUGCAGGGACCAUCUCAAUCUGGAAACUGUUUACAUUUCUCCCCCAUCUCUCAUUCCAUAUUCGGUUCCAUGUCGCAAAUAUUUUCCGUUGUUGUAGUUUGCAGUCCGUUUACCACUUGUGCCACCGACAGCAUGAUCGGCCGAGGACAGGCCGCCUCCUAGACCUUCCUCAGGGUAUUCCUGCCUUUCAAGAGCUCACAUCCUCGGAGCUAUAAAAGAGGCAGAAAAGAGGGUAACAUUUAGUUUGUUGCCUAAGAUUCUCGCCAAGGGCAGGUGAUAUCGAUGGAGCAGUAGCUGGACACUUGGGCCAGUUUUCCAAAAAGGCAUUGUCAGAUUUAAUUAACAUGAGAACAGCCGCGGAGCUUGUGUUGUGCUACGGUGGCUUGUGAUGUGCCGCGUCGCCACGUGAAGCACUGAUAUGUUGUAGACUAUGAGCAGACCAAUAAGGGCCCUCACGAUGAGGAAUAGCAAUCAUGUGUUGUUAUUAUCAUUAUUAUUAUUAUCAUUAUUAUUAUCAUUAUUAUUAUUAUUAUUAUUAUUAUUAUUAUUAUUAUUAUUAUUAUUACUGUCAUUAUAUUAUUAUUAUUAUUAUUAUUAUUAUUAUUAUUAUUAUUAUUAUUAUUAUUAUUAUUACUAUCAUUAUUAUUAUUAUUAUUAUUAUUAUUAUUAUUAUUAUUAUUAUUAUUAUUAUUAUUAUUAUUAUAAUUAAUAUUAUUAUAAUCAUCCACAUCAUCAUUAUUGUUAUUAUUAAAAGAUCACAUUUUCAUAUUUAUUGAGUGAUCAACAUCAUAUACAUUUAUAGUUUAUCUUUCACAUGUAAAUAAAAGUGGUUUAAUUUGAUAGUUGGCUCCUGUCCCAUUUCUGCCACUUUGAGAGUCCACCCUUCCCAUCUCCCACUUACGAUGCCGCUGCAAGGUAAUCAAAAUUCCUCCUUGUGGUAUAAAGUCACAUUUCCGAAACUAGCAGUUGUAUCCAUAAUUUUAAGGUUUUGGUCUUUUUUCACUCUUGAUGUUUACUGAGAUACCUCACCCAUGUUGAGUGAAGAUGUAUACCAACGCUAAGAUAAUUACGACGCUGCAACAGUAUACGAUGAUUGAGAGUGUAUGAAUACGUAUAUAUAAAUAUCAAUAUCUAUUUAUGUUCAGAUUUAGAUUAAUCUGUCUUAUGGACGCUUAGGUCUUAAGGUCAGUGAUUUCAUAAUUAUUAUUUCAUGGAAAUCUUAAGACUUGAUUAGUAACUUUUAUAAUUAUUUGUUAUGUACGGUAUAACUGCUGGACCCGAGGGACCUUAUCGCCGGCAGAGCGCCAGCAUGUAUACGAGUGCCCAUGGGACAUCCUGUCGCCACCGUCCCCGCCACACAACAUCCAGGAGUGACGUGCUUUUGGUGGUGCCUUCGGGAGGGCGAUGGUCGGAAAUACGAGCGACAAAAGAAACUCCUCGGUGGCGUAAUGUGAUAGCGGGAAGUCUUGUGUGUGUGUGUGUGUGUGUGUGUGGUAUGGGAAAAGGCAUUUAUUUUACGCAAUAGUAGUUGAGUGAAGAUUUAACAUUACCUGAUGUGAUGGGCUGCACUUUGAGGUAAAUCAAUAGUCAUUCUUGUUAACAGUCAGAGACGUGUAUCGAAAAGUAAUAUUCAAACAUUAAGAAAAGCUCCAGGCAUGAAGAAAUGACGCAAAAUUCAUGAUUUACUGGCCCACCCUACUAAGGUUGCAAAAAGUGUUCUAUGUUUAAGUCUACUACAGUAUGGAACACUUGAGAUGCCUGCCAACCGACAUUUUCUUACGUUACAAAUUCACACACACAUACACACACACACACACACACACACACACACAAGAAAGGAGUGAUAAAGUAAUGUUUUCUUUUUUUUCUUUUUUUUAUACACGUGAAAUUACACACAUCGGCAUUUACACAAAGGAAGAACGUGAUCAAGCAACGAAUCCUAACUCUAUAAUGAGCAAAUCCAAAGAAUGAGAUGUCAAUGUUUCAUACUGAGUGUACACACACACACACACACACACACACACACACACACACACACACACACACACACACACACAAUUUUUUUUUUUUCUUUUCUUUCCUAAGAUGGCACAGAACGUUUCAUACAUGGCUGCCAUCAAUACCACAGUAGCAGGUGGUGUUCAUUACUUUUCUCCAGGGGGGCCGGCUAAGGUAGGAUGCGUUUUGGCAUCUCAUCAGAUCUCAACUCAUUAACCGGCACCGUAAUGAAACAACAUGCGAGCGAUGCAGAACAAUACAGUACAUUGCAUUACUUCACAAAGUCUUAAUGAAAGUUAACAUUAAUUAUGAUAAUAAUAAUAAUAAUAAUAACAACAACAAUGCUUGUGUGUGUGUGUAUGUGUGUGUGUGUGUGUGUGUGUCUGUCUGUCUCUAUGUGUGUGUGUGUGUGUGUGUGUGUGUGUGUGUGUGGAGUUCCAUCGCACUUGGCAACAGACAGCAUCGCAGCGUACAACCUUUCUUUCUUUCUUUCAUUUUUUUUUUUUUUUUUUUUUGAGUGUGCGCUUGGUGCUCCAAAGAGGCUCAAGCAACUUUGUUAAUCUUUAAAGCUCGAAUCAUAAAAUUUAAAUUACAUCGUUGUUUCGUAUGAUGCAAAAUAACUAUGCUUUGUUUUCAAAUCUAUUCGAGAGAAAUUCUCGUUGGAUGACAAACAGUAGCUCAGAGCAGCAUGAGGCAGGCAAAUACGGUGGCCUCUGGUACAGUUAUUCCUUAUUUAUGCCCAUCAGAAUGGUUUUUUGAUGCACUGAAAUCCUUCACUCAUUGAAUCGACGCUUUUGUCCAGUUUUGGGCAUUCGUGUCUGAUGUUUUACCUAGUGCUGUGGUUUCAGUCAAUUUACGAGCACAGUAAUAUUCUUACUCACUUUUAAUCAAUAAAUAUUUAAUGCUUAGGCCUCCUGUGUGUGGAGCCACCAUUUUCGGUGAAACUUCGUACGUUAUCAUUCUUAAAAAGUUGUUAAUACUUUGUUAUAAGAAGCGUAUUGCAUUCGUAGUUCUGACAGUGUAAACAGCCUACGAUGUUCACGUAAUUUUAGAAGUACUCUUUUGCAAGGGCAUUUCGCUCAGUUACGUAGGAACUUUCCUUCUUUUUUUUUCUAUUUACUACUUUCUAUUUGUCAAGGUUACUACUUUUAUUUAUAUGACAUUUUUCUAAGUACUUGAAAAAGGAACUUGCUUACUGCAGCCUCUACUUGUGCCAUAGAUGAAAUAAAGUAAAUAAAUAAAUAAAAAUAAAUUCAAUCGUAAAAGAAAAAAGCAGAGCUUGAAUACCUUUACGUGCAGGUUGGUGUGGAGUGAGCGUCGUAAAGAACCUCGGAGAACAUGCGAUGAUUCCUAGUAUCUUUGUAUCGGAAACCUUGCGAAGCGAUUUUAAGAAGUAACACUUUUCUCCUCAGUCCAUAAGGGUGUGUGCGUUUCCUGGCACUUCCGAACACCAGGAUUACUUAUAUGCACCACGAGAGGUUCGAUCUCUUAUUCAAAGAAACUAUAUGCUUUCAUUUUCUAAUUCACCUUUUAGUAAUUUGUUUUAACAGGGUCUUAUGUUAAAGAACACUUUUACGUCGUAUGUAAAUACAGGUUUGCUCUUUUGACAUUGUUACCUUUGGAUGGUUUAAUAUAUGAUAGAGAAAGAAAUCGCGAAAGAGGAGCCAUAUUGCAAAUUUGUUAUAAGGAAAACAAAUUUCUUUUUGUAAAUGAGUAGUUGUUAAAGAUAAAAAUAAGGAUAAAACUACCACGGAAAAACAGAAUGGGGGAGGAAGUGUGUUACUGUGUCAUCUUAGGACAAGCUGACUUAUUGCAUCGUCUGAGUCUUUCUUUGUAAACUGUUAUUUCGUCCUACAGCAAUCAAUGCACAUAAUAGACAAAAAUAAUGUUUCUUUUGGUGUCUUAAGGUCUGUUGUAUUAUCAUGUUUUAUGGGGAAGAUUGCUGCAAACUUGAAAUUAUCCAAAAAAACGAACUGAGCUUGUUCCUCAGUGUUUGCCCACAUUUUGUGAUAGAAAGGUUUUUGCCUGUGAUCUGACGGGGCGUUUAUGAUCCUCAGUAACAAUGAGUGACGAGGAAAAUUGUAAUUUUGCUACAGAUGGGAGGGUCGUCCACUUCCAAGAAUGCGAAGAGCGAAUCCGGGGAUUUAUGAGUCGUGGAGACACGUCAUGGAUGAUCAGAGGUGAAUAGGGUUUGGGCCAGUAGGAGACUAUUUUUUGCAUGUUCAUUCCAGAUUCUCUAAGGAGACAUGUAUGAAGUCCAUUAUCUGAAUAGCACUUGACAAGUAUUCGUAUAGAAAAUGGGUGUUACUGGAAGCUGUGAUGUGGAACAUUGCAAAUGCCUCAGUCUGCGAGGGUACAGAGACCCGCGGAAUAGGUGAAGUGAGAGGUGCUGGCUAGCCUUGCUCAGUCAUUGCGCCUCCGUUUCAUCACUGCGUCAAGGCUGUCUCGCACCAGCCAUGCCACUGCGAAACGAGUCUUGAUAGGUCCAGUCAACAUCUAAGGCAGUGUAACGUGGCCCUGUGAGUGUUACGGGUCGGAGGCCUUCGUGCCUGAAUAUCCAAAGAGAAGCAGAUCCUCCUGGGACUGCUGGCAAGGGUGGCGGCCCUGCGAAACCUGUGUUAAUGCUGAGGAAAAGCUCGGCGCGGAACUCACGUAUACGAGGAUUUGAUAGUCUACAAAAUUCUUAAUAUUAAUCUUCAUUGUAAUCAUAGUUUAACAUGCAUGGUAUACGAACCUAAUAUUUAAGUCUUAAGUAGCCUGUAGGCUAAUAAUAUUCGGUAACUACUGUGUAAAACGAUAUACGUAAGAAUGUGUCUUUCUUGAUGGUGUGCACACUCAGGAAGGUGCCGCGAGUGAGGGUGGCGCCCCUGCCGCUUCGCACUACUGCCAUGCCUUCCGUGCUGAAACGAGGCCGCGUGGAACUACUUCAAGGAUGCUCGGCGUGGCUCACACAUGGACAGUCAAACAGACUCGCCGCGAGCACGGCUAUGCAAACAUUAUCUCGAUGCAACAACGAGUCCAGUUGUGUACGCAGGUUGCAUUAACGUGUGUAAGGGUGAGGCCGACUGCAGCAUCAUGCUUGGCGGGAGAUUUCCUAGAAGCCAAGGCGAAAGCUGGCGCUCAAGAAAUCGGUGCAGCGGUUGUGUUCUGGAUAUAAAGCUGUGCUCGCGACACCCAUGAUCAAUGGAGAUUUGAGGAUAAGUUUCCUGAACAAGUAUAAAGGAACUGAAUACCAUGAUAAGCACUUGUGUCCAUGAACGGUGUAUCGAUUGUUUGCAAGGGAAAUUCCUUAAGGGACAGAGGGUGUUGUAAAUAACUGUUUUAUAUAAUCCACUGAUAUUAGUGAUAAGAUGCGUAAUUGUUUAUAGGGAAUACAUGAAUGCACAAGACAAUAGCUGAGGUGGUGAUGAAAGAGAGAUCCGGCGCCUCCCUGCCUGAGGUGAGCUGUGCCGGCCGCCCACUGCACGUCAGUUCUUUCAGGACACUAACUGUUAUCAGUGAUUUUCUAGAAUCAGUGCUGUUGUACCAGCGGCUCAAGAAUACUGUUACUGCUGUCCUUGUGUAGUUUUGUAGAUAGUAAAAAGGGUUAGUUGAUUAAAGUAAUCGGUGUGUCAGCUGUGUGAUGCCCGCUCGGUCCUUAUGACCAAGGGUUAAAGUCUACUCCCCAUAUGAAUAAAUUUGUAUUUAUUGAAGACAAAUGACUAAUGGCUUUGAUAAAUAGUGUGUCCUUAUGUUUACUAUGUAUUUUAUAUGAUGGCCUCAGUAUGUUUGUACCUAAUUUUAUUUGAAACUUCGCUAACAUGUUUCGUAAUAGUGUACAAAAAGGAGCUCCAUGAUUACUGAAUACAAUGUACAAAGAAUAUACUGAUGGUACAAAUAUAUCUUAUGCGGCGUUUGGGGCACUGUUUGCCCGACAAGAGUAAGAAUCAUCAUUCAUAUUUUCUUUGUUUUCUUAUGAGGUUUUGUUCUUUUCAUCAUAAUGAAAGUGCGCCGUUCGAAAAACUUAGUAAUAAAUCUUGAUUCGCAUAUCUUUCGGCUUCCGGCGAAACUUUCCCGAUCUCUGUGACUCCAGCCACAGUUAGCGGCUCAGUUGUUACCUGUUGUUGUUUGUAUGUUGUACUGUUAAAAGAGAGAGAGAGAGAGAGAGAGAGAGAGAGAGAGAGAGAGAGAGAGAGAGAGAGAGAGAGAGAGAGAGAGAGAGAGAGAGAAACAAUCAACGAAUAUUUGGAACUGUUAGCUUUAUUUUUUUUUAUUAUUAUUGUUUUUUUUCAUUUAUUUAUUUAUUUAUUUUUUUUUUUUCUGUGUGUGUGGUGCACAUGUGGCGGACUGGCCGGCUUGAUUCAACCAGAUCUGACCUGUGCCAGCCUGCCCCCGCGCACGCCCAUCACCUAACGAGUCUUGCAAUAGGCUACCAUCGACUACACAAUGUCACAGGUUUAAUAUAAAGCAUAUAUUCAGCUGCUUCUUCCACCUUUGCUCUUGAUAUUGACCAUGAUCCAGCGUUACAUAGAAACUUGUCACAAAGAGAGAGAGAGGGAUUCCAUAUAUAUAUAUAUAUAUAUAUAUAUAUAUAUAUAUAUAUAUAUAUAUAUAUAUAUAUAUAUAUAUAUAUAUAUAUAUAUAUAUAUAUAUAUAUAUAUAUAUAUAUACACACACACACGUACACAUAUGGGCAGGAAAAACAACUGUCGUGAUCAUGUACUGCCCCACAUUGCGCUGGUUCACCUGAGCUCGAAAAUCUCUCAAUCUUCACAUUUGUACAAAAUUCAAAAGUAAAAACAUUUUUACGAACUGUUUAGCAAUGUUUUGAUCGUAACGAAAGCUCCCAAAGCAAGGUGUGCUGUGCCGUGAUCCUUGCGUGUCAAGGUGAACACAACUCUCGGCUACAGUAGAGUGAGAGAGAGAGAAAAAAAAAAAAACGUGCAAAGAUGACGUGGAAGAAAUAGAAAGAUAUAUUUUGUAAUAUUUAUGUCAGUUACGAAUUAUGAUCAACGGGGACUGCACAGUGACCAAGACUGACCGCAUCAAUCACUUCCCCUUAAAGCUUACCAUUAGUCCAUAAAUAAAUAUCUCGAAACCAUGAUGAUAAAUGACUAAUAAUUUGUGCACAGAAUUCAAACCUGCAACUCUGCAUUUUAGUUUCAAAUUCACGGGUUGAUCAGGCUUUUCACCGCCAGUGCAUUCUCCUUCAUCAGAAUAUCAGGGAAGUUCACUUUACUCGGGGAACUUAAGUACAAACAUCCCACAAAAGAUAAGUCCAGCUCGCCAGCCUGAGUGACAAGGCGCUUCAAACCCCAGCGGAGGACAUUGACCCCUGUCAGAAUAGCCAAAUUCUGCUGUUGUAACACACGCUGUUUUCGUUCUCCUUUCUACUAAUUUGUGGAAACUUCUAGCUAUCUAAUAUAUAUAAAACUAUCCCCUGAAGCCUUUCCAGUCUAUUAGACUCCCUCUCAAGGGGAUUUGAUGCCGUCUGUCACUCUCAGCCUGGACGAGGACAAUCUAUAUUACGUUCUCUUUGGCUCGUCUACAUAUAUUUUCAGAGAAGUUGACGAAAUCAUCUAGAAUAUUACUAGAAAUCACCUAUAAAUAUAUUGUAAAUGCAUAUAUUAGCCAACCACUGUGUAGUCACUGUUUUGGUACAAACCUUCUUCCCCUUCCCACAAAUGUAAUAAGAAAUUCCUGCAGAUAUGCUUGUUUCACCUAGAAGCUUUGUUGAUCGAGUCGUGUAGGAGACAACAGCUCUAGCCAGCGAAUAGACAAAGAGGGUCUUGGAGGGCACCCCCUUAUUCUCUCCUGGCCACUGCUGGUGUUUCGUUCACACACACUUGGCUGAUGCUCAACACUUGUUAUAUAUUGGUUGUGUAGUUGUACUUAUUAUAGAAUGAACGAUGAAAAACUGCCCUGAACACACUCAGGUCACGUGAUCUAUAUAGAUACUAUAUAUAUAAAUAUAUAUAUAUAUUAUAUUAUAUGUAUGUAUUUAGAGAUGUUUCAUUGUCCACGACGUGUCGAAAUUGAAGCAAAAAAGCUGAAGGUUCAUUGUGCGGCUGUCAUGUGAGUCGGUAUGAGCCUUGCUUUCACGUUCACAUGGAAACGAUACUUAUUGCUUGAAUUUUGAAAGUGGACCCAGUGUUAUCUCCCUCCCGCGUGCACUUGGCGCGCCCCACCACGAGUAGACCCAGGUGUUUGUAAACUGAAAUAUUUCCUAAUUUCAGUGCCUAUCAAGUGUCAGUCUGUAUGUAUUAUAACUAAGCAACCUUCUCCUUCCCACCUUUCCUUAUUUCUAAGGCAUUUUCUCCCUACACAUAUAUAUAUAUAUAUAUAUAUAUUUUUUUUUUUUUUUUUUUUUUUUUGACAACGGGGAGAACAAACGUUGUCAAAUAUUUUAUAGUUUUAAUGCAACAUUCAAUUAGACAGAACAAUGUUACGCGUUUCCAUAUGUCUUCUGAGUAAUGAAUGAUAUAGUUGGCGGCCUGUACAAACGUUUUAGUGGUAGUCAUUCAUAACAGCUCAGAGUAGUAAAAACAAUAUAAAAAAUAAUAAAAAAAAAUGUAAUGUUUGUUAAAGCUGUCCCCCUCACGAUUUCUGAUGACUAUGUGCAAUAUAGAGCUAAGCCACACUUCUGAUCCUGCCAGGCCAGACCCACUAUCGCCGAGGGGGUCAGUCAACACUAGGCUGGUGAUAAGACAACCAGGAAAACCUCGCGUGACGGCAUUCUUACACCUAUCUGUAACUUGUAACAGAGAUGCUUAGGUGUUUAUAUAUAUAUAUAUAUAUAUAUAUAUAUAUAUAUAUAUAUAUAUAUAUAUAUAUAUAUAUAUAUAUAUAUAUAUAUAUAUAUAUAUAUAUAUAUAUAUAUAUAUAUAUAUAUAUAUAUAUAUAUAUAUAUAUAUAUAUAUAUAUGCAUUCUUGGAUUCUUCCGUCACUGAUUUCUUGUUCACCUUUCCCAUCUAGCCACCAUCUUCAAACAACGACUGCACCGUGUUAACUUGAUUGAAAGAUCUUGCAAUACUAACGUUCCCCUACUUCCCCAUCCUUCCACCAUUUUUCCUUGUAUAGUCACGUCUCCAGACAGACCAAUGUUUUCGGACUAACUCAGGUUUAAUGCAUUAUAAUCAAAAUGACGUAGCCGUAUAGUCAUCUCCGUAGAGUGCCAAAUGUGUUUACGCGGCUUGGAAACCUUAACUGCGUCUGGCAAACCCCAUGGUCUCUCCGGCGAAACAUCGAAUACCUUAGGCGGUCCUCCGUGAGUCUCAGGCCAUGGACGGCCAAGCUGGAGGUGGUUGAGGUCACAUGCCGCACAGUAGUUAUAUGGCUUUCGUAAGCUUGUUGCUCAAUGAAUCUUGAAAAUAUUGGAAUGUCUCUUUAGUUACUUCCUCUUUAAUCUCUUAUCUGCUCACUCUUGUGCCGUGAUACACCUACUAGUAGUGUUGAGCUUGUCAUUCUCUCUCUCUCUCUCUCUCUCUCUCUCUCUCUCUCUCUCUCUCUCUCUCUCUCUCUCUCUCUCUCUCUCUCUCUCUCUCUCUCUCUCUCUCAUAUAUAUAUAUAUAUAUAUAUAUAUAUAUAUAUAUAUAUAUAUAUAUAUAUAUAUAUAUAUAUAUAUAUAUAUAUAUAUAUACAUAAAACACACACACACACACAUUCCUUAUGCUAUAUCCCUGCUCAAUUUCUGGAAAUUUAUUGACAGAUUCCUCCCCACUCCGGCGUAAGACAUCAUCAUGUGGAAUCCUGCCGAUGAUUGGUCCCUAUAUUCAAAUCUCAACUUGCCGUAUAUACGGGUUCUUACGUCGUGACCAAGGCUUCCUCAUGCCUUGGAACGUGCAUCACUGGCCUCAUGCUGCAGCACGUUUCCUCUCGUCCAUGUAUCAGUUUAAAAGUUGAUAAGAACAAAAAGUUGUGUUGUCUCUUCCCGCGGGUAUAUAUACAUUAUCUCUCUCUCUCUCUCUCUCUCUCUCUCUCUCUCUCUCUCUCUCUCUCUCUCUCUCUCUCUCUCUCUCAUCAACAAAA
Scylla paramamosain (green mud crab) is the source of this 12483-nucleotide messenger RNA. Its product is annotated as protein bric-a-brac 1-like. The coding region runs from base 169 to 2094 and encodes 641 amino acids. Gene Ontology annotation, molecular function: protein binding; DNA binding. Gene Ontology annotation, cellular component: nucleus. Gene Ontology annotation, biological process: regulation of transcription by RNA polymerase II. Lineage: Eukaryota; Metazoa; Arthropoda; Malacostraca; Decapoda; Portunidae. The transcript has 5 exons. The record is from RefSeq and is a predicted model, not a curated record.